Messenger RNA from Puma concolor (puma), 939 nucleotides. NCBI's taxonomy places the organism in Eukaryota, Metazoa, Chordata, Mammalia, Carnivora, Felidae. The record is from RefSeq and is a predicted model, not a curated record.
AUGAAAAACCACACAGUACCCAAAGAAUUCAUUCUUCUAGGGCUAUCUGAUGACCCAGAGCUCCAGACUGUGAUUUUUCUCUUUUUAAUUAUCACAUAUAUAUUAAGUGUCACUGGAAAUCUGACCAUCAUCACUCUCACCUUGGUGGAUUCCCAUCUACAGACCCCUAUGUAUUUCUUCCUCAGGAACUUCUCUGUAUUAGAAAUAUCCUUUACAACUGUCUGUAUUCCUAGGUUUCUGGGCACAAUUAUCACCAGAGACAAAUCUAUUUCAUACAAUAAUUGUACAGCUCAGUUGUUUUUCUUCAUCUUCAUGGGUAUAACUGAGUUUUAUCUUCUCACUGCCAUGUCCUAUGAUCGCUAUGUAGCCAUCUGUAAACCCCUACAUUAUGCAACCAUCAUGAACAAAAGAGUCUGCAUUUUACUUGUCUUUUGUGCUUGGCUGGCAGGAUUCUUAAAUAUCUUCCCACCAGUUAUUCUUUUUCUCCAGUUAGAUUACUGUGGCUCCAAUGUCAUCGAUCACUUUGCUUGUGACUAUUUUCCCCUCUUGCAGUUAUCUUGCUCAGACACAUGGCUCCUAGAAGUGAUUGGCUUUUACUCUGCAAUAGUCAUACUGCUUUUCACUUUGGCAUUAAUAAUUCUAUCCUACACGUUCAUCAUGAGAACAAUUCUGAAACUGCCUUCCGCCAGUCAGAGAAAAAAGGCAUUUUCUACGUGUUCCUCUCACAUGAUUGUCAUUUCCAUCUCUUAUGGAAGCUGCAUAUUCAUGUAUGCCAACCCUUCCGCAAAACAGAAGGCAUCAUUGACCAAAGGAGUAGCCAUUCUGAAUACCUCUGUGGCUCCUAUGAUGAAUCCAUUUAUAUAUACCCUGAGGAACCAGCAAGUAAAGCAAGCCUUUAAGGAUACUGUCCAAAAGGUUAUGUUUUUCUCCAGUAAUUGA